AUGGCGAAGACCGCCGGUCACAAGGUAUCGUUGGUGGACCUCCCAGAGAAUGUCAUUCUGAAAAUUCAGGUCGCUGCAGGCGACCCUUCAGCCGUGUAUGGCCUGGAGGCUCUGGCAUGUUCAGCUUCAAGGACCACAGAAGCCGCCUGGGGAGCGGUCUUGGAGACCUUCUUCCCUUCUUUGUUCCUCAGGCUUUGCGCGGAGGACUUUGCUGGAAGCUAUAAACAAGUCUUCACGCGCCGCGCGCGUCGCGCCGAGGAGUGGCGCAAGCGAAAGCAAAAGCCCCGUAGCGACAGCUUCGAAGAGGCCAAGCCGACUGUGCCGACACCUACAAAGCAGAAGCCCCACAACAAGCUUCUUUUCGCGGACAACCGCCAGGGUCAUUUGGCCGACUCUACACUCGGGCUCAAGGUUUGCGGCCGUUGCGGCGAGAAAUACACCGCAUCGGCGAAUCGCGCAAGCAUGAGCUGCCACUACCACGAAGGGCUGCUGGUUCCUUACGGCCCAGAGGCAAGUGCCUUAACGCGGAGCGACCGACAGCAGAUUUCCAAGUGCGGUAAGUUUGCGCUGCGCAAGUGUGGGGGCGUAGCUGGCCGCAAGUCUCGUCAGGGUGGACGAGGACAUUGGACGAAAGGGCUAGGUCUCCCAGCAGUCGUGGCAGGCAAGGUAAUGGUGUGGGAGGAUGUUUGUGUCGGCCCGGGCGAAGUUCUUUGCGCUUG
Messenger RNA from Symbiodinium pilosum, 719 nucleotides. The record is from the annotation of a GenBank genome assembly. NCBI's taxonomy places the organism in Eukaryota, Dinophyceae, Suessiales, Symbiodiniaceae.